AUGGCACCAGUGGCCGUCCAAGAGCCCGCCGCGGACACCAGCCGGAUCCUGGUCAAACCCUGGAACCGGCCCGCUCCGACCUCUGAAGACCUAGACUGGGCUCCCCUGGCCAAGAUCGAUCUCUCGCGCUUCGACGAGCCGGGCGGUAAGCAAGAGCUGGCCAAGCAGCUCUACGAUGCCCUGACCCGAGUUGGGUUCUGGGUGGUGGUCAACACCGGCCUGGACGAUGCGAAGGUGCUGCGGCAAUUCAGCAUCGGCAACACCUUCUUUAAGCAGUCGCUCGAGGAGAAGCGCCAGUUCCCCUGCAAUUUUGCCGAGGGCGAGUAUUUCGGCUAUCGCGAGAACUCACGCUGGAUCGGCGACACCGGGGUCAAGGAUAACGUCGAAAUGCUCAACAUCCCCAAAGACAUCCCGGCCCUCGCCAACGUCCCCAAGCACGACAUUGUGCGCGAGCACUACAACGAGAUAGCCAGCUUCCACCGUGAGGUCUUCGACAAGGUCAUCCGCAAGCUGUUUGUUCUCAUGUCCGUCAUCCUCGAGCUGCCAGAAGACUACCUGCUCAACGCCCACGACUAUGACCAGGUCUCAGAUGACCACCUCCGCUACAUGAUCUACAACGUCCGCACCCAGGACGAGUGGGACCGAGCCCAAGCUUACAGCAAGGGCGGCCACACCGACUUUGGCAGCUUGACCCUGCUCUUCUCCCAGCACAUCGCCGGUUUGCAGAUUCGCACCCCCGAGGGCCAAUGGAAGUGGGUUAAGCCUGUGGAAGGCGGCAUUACCUGUAACGCCGCCGACACCCUGACUUUCCUCACCAACGGAUUCAUUAAAUCGACGGUCCACCGAGUGGUGACCCCACCAAAAGACCAGAUCAACGUCCCUCGUCUGGGCUUGCUGUACUUUGUGCGACCCGGGGACAACACCCCCAUGCGCACCGUACCUUCACCUCUGCUGGAGCGCCUCGGUCUGCUCACCGAGGAAGAUAAAGACACCAGCAAGCCGGUUCCGAGCGGCACCGAGUAUGUGCGUGCGCGGGUCAAGGAUGUUCACUACAAGACGGUGCUGGAGAAACGCGAGGGCACGAGCUUUGAAUUCAAGGGGCUCAAGGUCCAGAACUACUACGACUAA
This is a messenger RNA of Capronia epimyces CBS 606.96, 1128 nucleotides long. RefSeq lists its product as uncharacterized. Bases 1 to 1128 code for a protein of 375 amino acids. The record is from RefSeq and is a predicted model, not a curated record. Lineage: Eukaryota; Fungi; Ascomycota; Eurotiomycetes; Chaetothyriales; Herpotrichiellaceae. Gene Ontology annotation, molecular function: dioxygenase activity. The transcript is spliced from 3 exons.